AUGUUAUGCUAUGCACAGUCUGCCACAAGCCGGGACAAAAGAAUCAGUACAGGCUCCAUGUCCAGCAAUCAUUCAGCACCUACUGAGCAAAUGGACCUGUGGCAGAGAGAAGCACAUAUUUUCAAAGGCUUAAAGUGUCAGAUGAAGAGCUCUAAAGAAGAGUCCUCAGUUGCAUCUGUACCACACUGCAAAGACUGUAUGACCUCAAAUGAAGGUAUAUAUCCUGUUGGUCUCAUGUGUGGCCAAAAAGAGACCAUAGCGAGGACAGCAGCCCCAACAAGUACACCUUUCAAGGUUGCAGAGGGGGUUUCCACCCAAGACCUUGGUGAGGAACCUCAAAAAUUAGGUAGGGGAAAAUCCAAGGAUCAACCAACCAAAGAACAUCUUUGUUUGGACAAAUUGGAUGUCACGAGGGAAGAUGGCAAACAUUUUCUCAAAGACGUAAGGAAUUCUGAGCUUUUCCCCUCACCUGACUCUGACAACUUCUUAUUUUUGGAGGUCCCUACUGUCAAACCUGGUGUAAGCCCAACUGACUGCCUUACACAUCUAGAAGAAAUGAACAAUGACUCACCUGAAAACCAUAACUCAUCAGGCUUAACGUUCAAUGAUAGAAAUAAUAACCAGGAACAAUCUACUGAACGUAAAUCCAGACUUGAUCAUAACAAAAGACAACAGGACAUAAUAUCAAUCAUGAAGGUGGAGCCAGAGACAAAUGAUGCUGGCACAUCUAUUCAGCAUACUGCAACAAAAUUCCUGAGCUGCAUGAAUGAAGCGAGGCACCGCAGCUUUUCCAUGGAGAUUCAUCAUUGCAGGGACCAGACAAGUCAAGCUGGAAGUCACACAGAAUCACCACUAAGGAAACCCCAAUCUCAGCUCUGUGAUUCUGCAAGGAAAGCUUUUAUUUUGCGUAGCAAAAGUGCAGAUGGAGGAAGAGACCAGGCCAGGCACAUUCAUUCUCCUCUCCAGCAAAAGCUAAUGAAAGGUCUAAGGUCCAAAGGACAGUCAAGUACAAAUGCUUCGGCACAAAACAUUCCUAGUAAAAGGACAAAUCUCAAUAAAAUGCAUGACAUAACCUCAUCAUCCAAAGAUGAGAAAGAGGAGACUGUUACAGUUCAACAAGUCUCCAAGUCUCUUGAGAUUGUUCAGCAGAGCUCACCUCUUGCAUCUCCAGUGAAACAUUCAAAGAUACUCAAGUCUCAAGGAAUCAACUCAAACAGUCCAAAUAAAUCAUCAUUGCAAAUCACUAGACUCUCAAGUACUGACUCUGUAGAGGAGAGUAUGUAUGACAACUUACCCUGCUCACCCCGAAAACAGCGACGCCAAGAAAAGUGGUGUGAUAUUUACAAAGAAGACCUUAGGUCUCCAUCUCCACCACCACCUCCAGGUAGAACUACAUCUCUACUCUUUAAGCCCAACUCUGGCAGUUUACCCAAAGAGCUCAAAUUGCCCAAUCAAGCUCAGAACUCUGCAUCAGGGAAUGCAGCAUCAUCAUCGGCCAACACCCAAUCAAAAGAGUGCGCUCCUGUUUCACUGACAAAGCAAUCCAACAUGAUAAAGGACCAUCAUGAAGCAACAUCACCAAUUGGUGCUGAAUGUAAGGACAUCUCUGACAAAAUCUACAACAGCCAUUCAUCAAUAUUACCUCUCAUUCCAAAUGAAGAAUCACCAAUCUCAGAGUCAGACCAGUUUUCAGCAAGAGCUAACAAAUGCUUUCAAGAAAAUGGAGCUCCCUCUUUGUUAGCAAGUCAGAAUAUCCUGCAAAGAUCCAAACAGAGUAUUAGUGAACCAAAACUUUCAGAAGUCUUGCCAACAGCAUAUUCUAAUGUUUACUAUUGUGGGAUUGCAAAUAAUCCUCAGAUUUCCACCUCAAGGCAUGUAAAAAGAUCUCCUGUAAGUGCAAAAUCUCAUGAAGCAAUUGCUGGACAAGACACAACUACCAUCCUGCUUUUUGGAAAUCAAAUCAAAGAUGAUACAAAAAGUGCCCAGACCUUCCAGACAUUUAAAUGUGACCCCCAAAUGAUUCAUGAAUGUGUUGCACAGGACAAGCCCCACAGAAAGAUUGAGACCCGCUGCAAUUCUUUGGAUUCUGAACCCGUUCGAGCUGUUCCAUCAGACAGUGGUGUGAUUUUAGAUUGGGGAUUUGAUGAGGAGGGGUGGCUGUUUAAAAGAUCUGUGUCUGUGUCUACAAGACCAAUUUUAAAGCCAGUGAUGGGUAUGAAUGGAGCCAAAGCUCGUAGCCAGAGCUUUGGUGCACGCUACAUGGAGAGACCAAGCUUCAACAGACCUGGAAAGUUGCGAACCCAGAUCAAAACACAAUCAGGAACCUCCUUGAAUUCUCUAGGCGAUGUCCUCCCAGGUAGUAUGAGCUGCUCUAGCAGCUACCAUUUACCAAUGAAUCGCUCCCUUUUAAACAACUUCUUGAUUGAAGAGGGUCUUGAAGUUCCCUCACAUUUAGGGUCCUCAAGUGAAAGACUUCAAAAUCUCAAACUCCAGCGAGAACAGGCAAGGCGACUUCAAAUUGAACAACAGUUUUCUAGCGCCUUUGGGGAGCCAGUGUCUGAGGAACCAGAGAGACAAAGCACUAUAACUACGAUUGAAGAAAAGGUAAUGCUUGGAAUUGAGGAGAACCUGCACAAGUCUCAGGAACAGGAGCGAACCAAUGAAGUGAAGCAAAAGUCUGGUUCAACCCUUGCAAAUUGGUUUGGGUUUCGCAAAAGUAAACUCCCCGCUCCAAGCAGUAAAAAGACUGAUCCACCAAAAAUCAAAGAAGACAAGCGAGAGCAAAAGAUAUCUUCAAUUCUGGGAGGAAAGAAUUCAAAGUCCGAAAAAAAGAAAGAUAGAAGAAAAAGCGAUGGAAAAGACUGCUCUGUGGGGAGAAGAGAGUCCCAUGAUGCAGUACGUGCAUGCAUCUCGAUGCCCUGCCCAGGAAUGUCCCUAAGUGAGAUACAAAGACAUUCCAAUAUCAUAGUGGACCGAAAGAUGCAGUCGGUGAACCGAGGAGCUGAUGAUGAAAAUGGAUCCACAGUGAAAAGCCCCACCCAGGACGCAAUUAGAGGGUCCGGCAGCAAGAUGCGAACAUUGGACAGUGGAAUUGGGACCAUACCUCCCCCAGAAUCCUGCCCCUUCUUCUCCUCCAUUCUGCACUUCCUCCCCAAAUCCUCUUCAACCCCAGAUCAGUCUCUGAGUUCUCACAGUGUCCUUGGUACCUCCAGUGAGGACAUGUCUCCUUCCCCAUUACCCGGGUGGAGGAUACCCUCUAGCUUUAAGGAACACAUCCACACAGGAGUGUCAAAUUCUCUGUCUGACUCCUCUAUGACCCAUAUCCCAUCAGUGCCUUUCCCCACUGUGGCCUUCCUCCAGUCCAUCCAACCCCCAUCUGAACCCAUUAUGACCACUGCCAGUAGGUGUGAUAUGCAGAUCAGGCUACCCAGACCACCUCAAGGUGAAAUGGAAACAAAGAAGUUGACUUAUGUCAAAUCAAAAACAAGAGCCACUCAAAGCCAACAGAAAGAAGAGACAAGACUUCAGCUUGCCAACUUAAAACAGUAA
Molecule: messenger RNA, 3549 nt
Organism: Menidia menidia (Atlantic silverside)
Lineage: Eukaryota; Metazoa; Chordata; Actinopteri; Atheriniformes; Atherinopsidae
Source: the annotation of a GenBank genome assembly